Messenger RNA from Chinchilla lanigera (long-tailed chinchilla), 1449 nucleotides. RefSeq names its product chromosome unknown open reading frame, human C21orf59 (gene Cfap298). NCBI's taxonomy places the organism in Eukaryota, Metazoa, Chordata, Mammalia, Rodentia, Chinchillidae. The transcript is spliced from 7 exons. Gene Ontology annotation, biological process: regulation of cilium movement. The record is from RefSeq and is a predicted model, not a curated record. Bases 300 to 1172 code for a protein of 290 amino acids.
AGCAGUUAAGUAUAGGGAGUGGACGGCUGCGCCUCUGAGCGCCUCGGCUUUGCCACCCUCGGGUUCUGACCUAAGCUGGCAGCCCGUCUGACUCUAUUUAAUCGUUGCCCUGGCAUCCACCACUUCCGGGAGCGAGUGCAGUUUCCCCCCAGCUCCGCGGGUGCCGGAGCUCCAGGGUUCCGGCCUGCGGGCGGCAGUUGGUCGGGCGCUGUGUUCGCGGCUGGAGCUGGCCGCGGCCGAUUCUGCAGGCCUCGCGUCGCGACCCUUUCGGACGCCUGGACCCGGCCUCCGGAGCCGCCAUGGUUCUGCUACACGUGAAGCGGGGCGACGAGAGCCAGUUCCUGCUGCAGGCGCCGGGCGGCACCGAGCUGGAGGAGCUCACGGUGCAGGUGACCCGGCUGUACAACGGGCGGCUCAAGGUGCAGCGGCUGUGCUCAGAAAUGGAAGAAUUAGCAGAGCACGGCAUCUUUCUCCCUCCUAAUAUGCAAGGACUGACUGAGGAGCAGAUAGAGGAGCUGAAAUUGAAAGACGAAUGGGGUGAAAGAUGCAUGCCCAGUGGGGGCGCAGUAUUUACAAAGGAUGACAUUGGACGAAGGAAUGGGCAAGCUCCAAAUGAAAAAAUGAAGCAAGUUAUAAAGAAGACUAUAGAAGAAGCCAAAGCAAUAAUAUCUAAGAAACAAGUGGAAGCCGGUGUCUGUGUUACCAUGGAGAUGGUGAAAGAUGCCUUGGACCAGCUUCGAGGGGCAGUGAUGAUUGUUUAUCCCAUGGGGUUGCCACCAUAUGAUCCCAUCCGGAUGGAAUUUGAAGAUAAAGAAGAUCUGUCAGGAACUCAGGCAGGACUCAGCGUCAUUAAAGAAUCAGAGGCACAGCUGUGGUGGGCAGCCAAGGAGCUGAGAAGAACAAAGAAGCUUUCAGACUAUGUGGGGAAAAAUGAAAAAACGAAAAUUAUCGUCAAGAUUCAGCAACGGGGACAGGGAGCACCGGCCCGGGAACCUAUCAUCAGCAGCGAGGACCAGAAGCAGCUGAUGCUGUAUUUUCACAGGAGACAGGAGGAGCUCAAGAAAUUGGAAGAAAAUGACGAUGACUCCUGUCUAAAUUCUCCGUGGGCCGACAACACUGCUUUGAAGCGGCAUUUUCACGGGGUAAAAGACAUAAAGUGGAGACCAAGAUGAACCGGCUGACGAAGAUUUCAAAACUCCUAGGACACUUUCCUUAUACGCAACAUAGUUAAAAUAAUAAAAAGGACACCCAGCACCCUCUAUAAGAGGUGUGGAAAUUUCUAUUUUCCUAGUUUUUUUUUUGGUUUGAUUUUUUAAAAUAAUAGUUAUUCACUGUUUUAGAAUUUAAUAAUAUCCUCCAAAGAAAAUGCCCAAACUAUUUUUGUUUUAGGAUGGCUGUGUAGUGUCUCAAGGUUUUCUUUGAUAAAACAUUAAAGAUUAAUUCCAACCA